AAACCUUGAUAUAGUUUUUUGAGGAUCACAUUUUGUGAGAGAUUUCCAUAUCGUUUGGUCACAAUUUUCAUUUUGUCCUUCAUAUUUACCAAUAUUUGUUCAAAUUUCAGAAUGAUAGAACAAAUGAUAGAACUAUUUUCACUUGUUUGUUGUUCUACCAUUUUUCUUUGUGUUUCAUUGUAUUUUGAACAUUUGGAAUUCAUUUCUUUAAAAGUAGUUAUGAUAUAUAGGCUACUAAAUUUCACUUCAUACUGGCUAUAUCCAUAAAUAACUAUCAUUUCGGAUUAUGUGAUUAAAACCUCCCCGUUUCUCCCUCAUCCGGGUAACCCUAUUCGUUAUGUGUUGAAUUCUGUACCAAUAUGUUAAUUGGUAAUGUUACAAUUCAGUUUUUCAUAUCUUUUGUUCUCUUUACCAUAUGUUUGCAUGAACUGUGAUCAAUUAUUUAUCUUUUUAUGUAGAAUUAUGAUGAACACACUAUGCUUAUAUUAUUACUUAUGAAAUAAAUAGGAAAAAGACUCAUAAAAAUGAGUGAAUAUGCUGGUUUCGAACUUCUAGAAAGGUUUCAACGCAAUUGGGGACAAAUCAGUAAAGAUGGGACUAGAAAUAUUGCCUUGAUAAAGAACAUGAUGGCCAUUCUUUCUGCAGUUCAGAAGAAAUAUCUCCGAAUGAAUAAUCAGUUUUCAAGAUUUUCCAAACAUUUAGAAAUGCUUCCCUUCAUGAUUGAAUCUGUUGAUAACAUCACUAUCAAUUUAGGUAGACUAGAAGGUGACUUCAAUGAUAUAGAAGAAAUCUUAAUAUUACUUGAAUCAGUUUGUGAUGAAGAGGAAGAAGUUGAUAAAAUACUGAAGAAAAAUGAUGAAGUUCAUGCACUUAGAAUAACAAGGCAGAAGGAACUCGAAGACCUUAAAGCAAGCCUUGCCAAUGAGCAUUCUUGUCUAUUGGAAGAAAUAGAGAAAAAUAGAAGAGAGAGAAAGAAAAAAUCAGAAGAAGCAAUUCGAAACGGAAUCUGGAAAUUAGAAGAUACUCAUACGAAGGCAAUUGAAAAUGACGACGAAAUUGAAGAUGCAUUACAAGAUGAAAUAUAGAACUUCAAAACUUUUGUAAUAAUGAUUCCAGACUUUGCCCAAAGUGGGGUCGUAUCAUAUAAAAUUUCACUUAAUGACUGUUUACCUUGCACUGAUCUCUCCAUUAUGCAUUUCCUGUUUGUCAUGAGUGUAGGAUUACUUUGCAGGCGGAAUAUGGGAAAGCUGAUAACGUAACUUGAACCGUAUGACGAACUACUUCCUUUUUCCGGCUCAUAUUGGCGAACGAGGUCAAAUGCACUCAUUUGAAAGAGUAAUGAUUGGGAAUCGGUUGGGAGUAUUUGAACAUUACCUGCUAAAUUUCUGCCCUGAUUGAAUGUAACUUUAUUGUUGUUUUUUAUCAAUUCAUUGAUCACUAUUCUUAUCGUAAUUACGAGUUUAAAUAUGUUUGUGAUAUCCCAGUCUAAUUUUUUAUGCUCGAUAAUUCGUAUGAUUUUUGCAUCACUUCUCAAUCGUAUAUGCAAUUUAUUUAAAAUUAUUGUUUUUCACUGCAAUGAUCCAUUCUUUAUAUGCAAACAGUGUGCAAUAAACAUAUUUCCCUCU
Molecule: messenger RNA, 1625 nt
Organism: Styela clava
Lineage: Eukaryota; Metazoa; Chordata; Ascidiacea; Stolidobranchia; Styelidae
Product: dysbindin-like
Source: RefSeq, a predicted model, not a curated record